GGGCGCAAUAUUUGGCGCGCCAUUUUCUCAACCUCGUGGUCUACAGCGCGGAAAAUUUGUGCUGAAAACAUAAAAAUUCUCAGUGUUUUUUUCACUGACAGCUCACAUAUUAAGCAAGGACAAUGUCRGAACCAGGAGAUGAAGUUUCAAGUGAAGGCGAAUUAGGAAGUUCACCACCWACAGGUCAGAGAAUAGUAAAUGCCUCAGGUUUGAUGCAAAAUCCUCAACUACUUGCUGCUUUUAAGGAUGGUCUKUCAAGAUUGGUUGGUCAAACAAGUGGAUACGUUGAGAGUUUGCCAAAAUCUGUAAAAAGAAGAAUCAAAGCAUUGAAGAAUAUUCAGGCUGAGUGUUGUAAGAUUGAGGGAAGGUUUUACGAAGAAGUUCAUGCGCUGGAGUGCAAAUAUGCUGAGAAAUUUAAACCUUUAUACGAGAAGCGUAAAAAUAUAGCAAAUGGACAUGUCGAACCUACUGAUAAGGAGUGUGAGUGGCCGUCUGAUGAUGAACAGGAAGAAAGUGAAGAGAAAGAAGAAAAAGAAGAGAAGGACAAGGCGGAGGUAGAUCAAUUAUCGCAAGAAGUAAAAGAUAAAGUUAAAGUAAAUGAUGAUACCAUGGAAACAGAAGUCUUAUCAGAGGAUACCAAAGGAAUCCCAGAGUUUUGGUUGACUAGCAUGAAGAAUGUUGAUAUGAUUGCAGAAAUGAUUCAGGAGCAUGAUGAACCAAUACUUAAACACUUGACAGAAAUAAAAGUAGUGUUUGUUGGUCCUGACAGCAAUGUUGAAAACUCGCAAUAUCCACUGCCGACACCUAUGGGAUUUGUCCUGGAAUUCCAUUUCACUCCAAACCCAUUUUUCACGAACACUAUCUUGACCAAAUCGUAUAAAAUGAAAUGUGAGCCAGAUGAGGAUGAUCCCUUCUCUUUUGAAGGACCAGAAAUUGUCCACACAUCAGGAUGUAAAAUUGAUUGGAAAAAAGGCAAAAAUGUCACACAAAAGGUAGUCAAGAAGAAGCAGAGACAUAAGGGACGUGGUCAAACUCGAUUCAUAAACAAGACAGUAAAAAAUGAUUCUUUUUUCAACUUCUUUUCACCACCAGAAGUUACAGAAGAAGAUGAAGAUAUGGAUGAUGAUACAGAAGCUCUUCUGGCUGCUGACUUUGAGAUUGGUCAUUUCUUCAGAGAAAGACUUAUUCCUAAGGCUGUUUUGUACUUCACUGGUGAAGCUGGUGAUGAUGAUUUUGAUGAAGAUGAUGACGAGGAUGAAGAUGCGUUACAUGACGGUGAUCGUGAUGACGAUGAUGAUGAUGAUGAUCCAGACUACAAUCCACCACCACCAGGAGAAAAGCCACAGGAAUGCAAACAACAGUAACAAAAUGACUUAGCCCUCUCCAGAGAGGAAAGAAUUGUCCAAUGUAAGACCUCAAAAAGCCAUAACAUUUUGGCUUUGACCAACACCAAUCUGUGGUUAAACCCACAUUAAAUUUUGUGUACAAAAAUUGUGAUAAAUUUCUAAUGAUUACGAGGUUGAUCCAGAUUAGCUUAUAUUGCAUAGUUGUCAUGGUAACUAUGAAGAGUUGCAAUAAACAAUCCUUUUCAAUGUU
Messenger RNA from Exaiptasia diaphana, 1596 nucleotides. RefSeq names its product nucleosome assembly protein 1-like 1. Gene Ontology annotation, cellular component: nucleus; chromatin. The record is from RefSeq and is a predicted model, not a curated record. Lineage: Eukaryota; Metazoa; Cnidaria; Anthozoa; Actiniaria; Aiptasiidae. Gene Ontology annotation, molecular function: chromatin binding; histone binding. The transcript is spliced from 19 exons. Gene Ontology annotation, biological process: nucleosome assembly. The coding region runs from base 123 to 1364 and encodes 413 amino acids.